AUGCCUGCUCCAGAUUUUGAAUCAAGACCAACUACUGAUACUCCAACUGUUUAUGCUACAGAAAAUGGUUGGUAUUAUCCAAAUCAUCCAUAUGGAUCACAAUUAGCUGGUCCUGAUGGUCCUUUAUUAUUACAAGAUAAUCAUUUAGUUGAAAAUUUAGCUCAUUUUGAUAGAGAACGUAUUCCAGAACGUGUUGUUCAUGCUAAAGGUGGUGGUGCUCAUGGUUAUUUUGAAUUGACUGAUUCUCUUUCUGAUUUAACUUAUGCUAAACCAUAUCAAAAUGUUGGUUAUAAAACUCCAUUAACUAUUCGUUUCAGUGGUGUUCGUGGUGAAUUAGGUUCUCCAGAUACUCAAAGAGAUCCAAGAGGAUUUUCAAUUAAAUUCCAUACAGAAUGGGGUGCACAUGAUUGGGUUUUCAAUAAUACUCCAGUUUUCUUCAUUAGAGAACCAAAUAAAUUUGAACAUUUUAUUCAUACACAAAAAAGAGAUCCAGCUACAAACUUGGAUCAAAAUACUGAUUCUACCGCAGCUUGGGAUUAUUGGAUCCAAAACCCAGAAUCAAUUCAUCAAGUUACUUGGUUAUUUGGUGAACGUGGUACUCCAAAAGAUUGGGGUGCAAUGCAUGGUUAUUCUGGUCAUACUUAUAAAUUUGUUAAUGAUCAAGAUGAAAUUACUUAUGUUCAAAUUCAUGUUUUAGCUGAUCGUGGUUUUCAAACUAAUUCUGAUGAAGAAGCUGCUGAAUUGAAUGGUUCAUCACCAGAUGAUCAUCAAAAACGUAUGGUUGAACAAAUUAAGAAUGGUGAUUAUCCAUCAUGGACUUGUUAUGUUCAAACAAUGACUCCAGAACAAGCUGAAGAAUUCCGUUAUUCCAUUAAUGAUUUAACAAAAGUUUGGCCACAUAAAGAUUUCCCAUUAAGAAAAUUUGGUCGUAUUGUGUUGAAUAAAAAUGUUACAAAUUAUUUUGAAGAAAUUGAACAAAUUGCAUUCAGUCCUUCAAGAACUUUCAUUCCUGGUAUUGAACCUUCAAAUGAUCCUGUUUUACAAUCAAGAAUCUUUUCAUAUCCAGAUACACAACGUCAUAGAUUAGGUGCUAAUUAUCAGCAACUACCAAUCAAUCGUGGUAAACCAUUUGAAAAAGGUUCAGGUUGUCCUUAUAUGGCUGGUAACUUUCAAAGAGCUGGUCCUCAAGCUACCGUCAGUCAAGGUUCUAAACCAAAUUAUAUUGCCCUAGGUGAUCGUGUUAAAACUUUAAAUAGUCAAGGUGAAGCAGCUGAUAGUUACUAUGGUGUUAUUUCUAAAGAAACUGAAAUUGAUUCUUUAAAGAAACAAAAAGCAAUUGCUAAAAUUCAAGAGCAUGAAAAGAUUGUUUGGGGUAAACAAUAUUAUUACCAAUUACAAGGUCUUUCUGAAUUGGAUUUAGAACAACCAAGAGCAUUAUAUCACAAGGUUUUCAGUGAUAAAGAUCGUGCUAAAUUUGUUAAAAACAUUGCAGGUGUUGCUGGUAAUAUCAGUAAUCCAACAGUUAGAAAACAAGUUCCACAAUAUUGGGGUUUGGUUGAUAAAGAAUUGGGUGCUAGAGUUGCUAAAGAAUUAGAUGUUGAUUAUGAAUACUUAUCACCAGAAAAUUAUGCUAAUGGUAUUGGUAAUUCAGCUGUCUUAGCAAGUCAACAUUAA
This is a messenger RNA of Hansenula ciferrii, 1674 nucleotides long. RefSeq names its product catalase T (gene CTT1). Gene Ontology annotation, biological process: response to hydrogen peroxide; hydrogen peroxide catabolic process. Gene Ontology annotation, molecular function: catalase activity; heme binding. The transcript has a single exon. Gene Ontology annotation, cellular component: mitochondrion; peroxisome; cytoplasm. The record is from RefSeq and is a predicted model, not a curated record. NCBI's taxonomy places the organism in Eukaryota, Fungi, Ascomycota, Saccharomycetes, Phaffomycetales, Wickerhamomycetaceae. Bases 1 to 1674 code for a protein of 557 amino acids.